UUUCUUUGCCAUGGCUCGAUCAGCAAGAGACUCGUUGGCCGCUUCACUUUCCUCGUCAGGUCGCGCUUUCAAGGCGUCGUCGGCUCGAUGACGUCGUCCAUCCACUGGGACAGACUCCUCCCUAGCUCGAAUCCAGAGUACGAGCACUAUCGGUUCGCAAGCAGACGCUCAGUCGUCUUUGGCUCGCGAGGUAUCGUUGCCUGUACCCAACCUGCAGCAACUCAAGCCGGUCUCGACAUCCUCUCAAAGGGAGGCAAUGCAGUCGAUGCUGCCAUUGCUUGCGCAGCCGCGCUCAAUGUGACAGAACCAUGCAAUAAUGGCAUUGGCGGGGACGUCUUUGCGUUGUACUGGGAUCCUCAAAAGCGCAAAGUGCUCGCGCUCAAUGGCUCGGGACGUUCGCCCGCUGCACUCUCACUUACCAAAGCCCGUGAGCUGGGUAUAAAGCAGCGAGAGAUACCUCUGGGCAAUAUCAAUGCCGUGACGGUGCCGGGCGCUGCCGCUGCUUGGACGGAUGCCCAUCGCGAAUGGGGAAGCGGCAAGGUCAGUAUGAGUGACAUACUCUCGCCGGCCAUCCAGCUAGCAGAGAACGGAUUCCCCGUUGCCGAGCUCACUUCUGCAAUGUGGCAAAAAUCACAAAAGCUAUUGCUUAAGGCGAGCGCCAACGGUGGCGAGCUGCUCAUGCCAGACAAGACCGCGCCUCGGCCCGGACAGGUCUUUCGGAACCCUACGCUUGCACGUACAUUUCGCACGUUGGCAGAAGAAGGACGGGAUGGGUUCUACAAGGGCAGGAUCGCCCAAGGCAUUGUUGAUGUGAUCUCAGCCAAUGGCGGCGUGAUGACACUCGACGAUCUAGCGAGACACGAGUCUACCUUUAUCGAGCCUAUUGGCUAUACUUAUGGGGAGAAGUACCGACUACACGAGUGCCCACCGAACGGACAAGGGCUCACCGCCCUCAUUGCGCUCGGUAUUCUGGAUGCAAUGCACGAAGCUGGCAAGAUCGACCUCAGCUCGGUCGAACACAACUCUACAGAGUAUUUACACGCCAUUCUCGAAGCUAUGCGGUAUGCCUUUGCAGACACGAGGGCUUAUCUGGGCGACCCAGAACAUUCUCGCAUACCUGUGCAGGAGUUGCUCGAUCCAGCGUACUUGCGCUCGAGAGCAGCCAUGUUUGAUCCACGCAGAGCGAAAGCAGAUGUCAAGAAGGGCUCGCCGCCCAAUGCAAGUCACACUGUCUACCUAUCAGUAUCAGACUCGUUUGGCGGCGCAUGCUCUUUCAUCCAAUCGAAUUAUGCCGGGUUCGGUCAAGGCGCCGUACCUGCAGGCUGUGGAUUCAGUCUGCAGAACCGUGGCUCUGGCUUUGUGCUCGACGAGUCCCAUCCCAACUGUCUUGCAGGCAAUAAGAGGCCGUAUCAUACCAUCAUGCCCUCGAUGCUCACUGUGGAUGACGAGCUCAUGCUAUCCUUUGGCGUCAUGGGCGGUUUUGCGCAACCGCAAUGCACAGUACAAGUCAUGCUCAACAUGCUCCAUCACGGUCUGCAUCCCCAAUCUGCUCUAGACGCUCCCAGGGCGGUCAUCUCGCCUUCCAUGCCAGACGCAACGGACAACCAGGAAGAUUCGGGUAACUUCAAUGGUCAGAUCUUCCUCGAAGACGGUAUUUCGGCAGACACCGUCAAAGGGCUCAGGAAGAAAGGUCACGAUGUCCAGGUUGUCUCGGGGGCCAAUCGAGGCAUGUUCGGAAGAGGACAGAUCGUGCAGAAGCUACCCGGGAAGGAGCUCAUAUGGGCUGCCGGCUCUGACCCUCGCGGUGAUGGCCAUGCUGCGCCUGCUCUGUAGCUUGCAUGCAUCUGCUGGAAUGCAGUCUCGACGCGCGUGGCUAGCUGAAGUGCUGGCUGGCUCCCGCGUUCGCGCACAGUAAUCGUCGCUUCAGUGCGAAUCGGUUCAGCCUAUUAGGC
Molecule: messenger RNA, 1952 nt
Organism: Mixia osmundae IAM 14324
Lineage: Eukaryota; Fungi; Basidiomycota; Mixiomycetes; Mixiales; Mixiaceae
Exons: 3
Coding region: 88-1833 (581 amino acids)
Source: RefSeq, a predicted model, not a curated record